CCUUUGCUGGCAUGCUGCUGUCACUGAUUAUUGACGUAUCACUCCAUUUAACGCCUUCCCUGGAGCCCAGGACAAGCCUGCGCAGGGCAGUGUUUCCCCAGGCCCUCUGCACAGGAGCUCAGCUCUGCGGGGUAGGUGUUUUUUGUCAAUGUGUGCCACAGCAGAGUACAAGGGCUGACAGACAGACCUGCUGCCUGUUCUGCCAAGCAGGCAGACUUCAUUCGCUGGAGAAGGAUUGAGGAGCAGGAGAAAUCAUCUAGCAAAUCCUUUGCCAUAGGCAACUGGAGGGCUGAAACCCCGAGGAGAUGCCUGGAGGAGUGCUAGACCAGUGAGCUAAGAGAGAAGCCCUCUUGAACCUCAGCCCCUCGCCAUUCAGAUGUCAGCUUUGGAUACAGAGAUGGCAGCAGCCUAAAACAAGCAGGUUUUCUGAAGCCUUCAGAGCAAUGUUGUCACCUUUGUCCAGAAGAGGAAAGGCAAAGCAUCUGGACCACACUGACUCCAUCCCAUUCGUACCUCUCUGCACCUGGGCCUGGAUAUUUGCCAGGAAGUUGCUUUGGGAAAAUGUGAAAAGGUGAAACACCUGCCUUUGUGGCUGGGCCUCCUCUUUGUGGCUGUCCAGCCAGGCUGUUUGUGGUGUGAUGGGUACAUCGUGUGGCCAGAAAGAAGAAGUGCAAUUUCUAAUUGACCUUUUUCUUGGGCUAAAUCCUGCCGCUCUGUCCAGCUGAGCAACCAAGUGGUAAAGAACUGGAACUGCCCAGCUGCUAGCACUGUGGUUCGUUGCUCUGCACUUCCAUGUUGACACUGAAAUAGAUGACACUCUAGUUUUCCCUCCGGUCUUCAUGAAUCCUGCCUUACAUGCUUCAUUUGUCAGCUGCCUUGGGUGCGCUUAAUUAAGUAAUAUUUUCAGGUGCUUCUGCAAAAUCAGGAAGAAAAAGAAGCAGAUACCUUUUUUAGAAAAUAUUUAGUAAUUGUGCAGUAGUAGCUAUGAUGAUCUAGAAGAAUGAGGGAAAGCUUGUAUGCUUUCUAUGAAUCUUCUCAUUACUUUACAAAGAAGCUUAAGCAACAUGGCUGAGUUUGAACCUGCUUAUUUAGACAUUACUAGAGUGACUGUCCAGCUGAAUAACUGGAUUCCUCAGGGGCCUGCCAUACAUCCAGAACCAUUAGUAGCUGAUUAGUGACACAAAUGUUGGGACAGAGAAAAUCCGCAGGUCCCACCUGGAGGAGAAGGUCUGGGAACAUGGAAAACCACAGGGCUGAAACUCAUAGCAGCAUCAGAAAAAUUGAGAGAGGGUCUGGGAAACAGAGGCUGCAAGGAGUUAAUCUAGAUGAGAGUAAUUAACAGCACUGGCACUGGUGGGAAAUGGCAGGUUGAGGAGCAGGAUGAGGAAGUUAUGGGCAGUCGGAAGCAUGAGUCAGUGACUGCGCUGUGAGUAAGGCAGAUGCUACACCAGGGUGUGGAAACAGGAACACAUCCUGGACUACCACACGGGUUCUGCCUCAUCACAGCCAACCCCACAGUGGAGUUUUGGGCCAGGUUUAGGUGUUGACCUUCAAAGAAACAUGGCCCAAAGAGUGAGAAUCAAGAGGAGAACAAGGGGAACAGUCCAAGAUAUGGAAAUCCUGAGCUCUGGGGAAAAGAAAAUGGUUGUUAGACUCACAAAGACAAGGACCUCUCCCUGUAAACACCUUUCAGAGAGGGGUUAGGUGGAGAGAGCACACAGCGAGAAAAGUCCUGAGCAGUUUGUACAAAGACAGCUCCUGCCCAGAACCACGGGUGGGAGAGCUUGCCAGCCAGACUGUCCUCAAGGAGCGAGGAAUGUGGUGCUGUCGGGUUGCUACAUAGGUAUUUUCUAAAUCAGUGCCUAGGCAAUUUUAACACAGGAGAGGAAUAAUGCCAAUCACUUCAAUGUAACCAACAGAAGCAAAAGGCUUGUGGCAGCUCCUUCCCAUCUUGAUGAUAACUUAACCCUGGAAGACAGGCAAUUGUACUAACGGGCUACAUGUAAUAUUAACUCUCUGGCACAGCAUCAGAUAUAGAAUAAUUGUCCAAACUCAGGCAAAUCCUCCCCACAGAUAAUGCCAUACUACUGGCCAAAAGAUGGCAAAGUGAUUGCAACCAAUCUUUCUUGUCUCUGCAGAACUCUACGAAUAUCGCUAGCAAUGCUCUGGGAACAAAUAGGUCAGGUCCAACCCCUGCGUUUGCUGACAUCUCAUCCAUCCCAAACAUUUGCCUUCUGAGACUGAAAUUUGAUGCUGAAGAUAGCGCAGAUGCUAUGCAGGAGCAUGUGGUGCACAUGCAGGCUUCAGGUUUCAUCGCCGAGUGUUAACUGUCUGGCUUGUGCCGUGAGACCAUUCAAGGUAGAAAGGAAUACAGUCCAUCAUCAGUUACAGACAUAUUAACACUCUAGAUAUAUACAGCUGCUUCACCUGAUGGAUCUGUUUUUGUACAAAAAUAUGGAUAUUCCCACCUAGGAGAUAGAAGUUUUUUAAGAAAAUUGAGUCUUCCUGUCCCAGCUUCUCAUAUACUAGAAUACACCACUUUCUAAUCUGAUCAUGGUAAGCAAGCUGUACUUCACGUCAUAAACAUGAGGAUUAGUGCUGAAAUGCUGUCAUCCACACAUUGGGUGAAAUCAUUUGUCUCUGCUGGAAAACCUUCUUGCUGAAAAACACACAACUGAAAGAAUUUGGAGGUCUCAAAUCAGCAAGAAAAUAUCCAUAUUAGUCUUUGCCAGCCUUGAGUGAUCUUGAGUGGGAGCCUGGCUGGAUUUGACCCUAUAUUAUAAAUAGAAUUAAUUAGUUUCUUUUCAGCAAAGUUCCUAACAAAGAGGGCCAGGUGUCAGCGGAAGAAAAUCAGUAUAGUUUCCUUCCAAUUUUAAAAUAAUCUCUCCUUUAGGUCACCAGUUUGUUCCCCCCUUGUUUAUUGAGGCCCUCUCAGCGCGAGCCCAAGAAGAAGGGAACGAUUUUUUCGGCGCUCUGGCUGUUCUUGUAGACAUCCUGGCACUCGUUUGAUCGGAGGCGGAACAGGACACGAACCUUUCCUGCCGGGGCUGAGACCGCAGCCGAGCGCUAUUCAGCCCCGAGAACAAUGUCUGGCAGCUCGCGAGUAAUUUAAACCAGCUAAAAACAGCCGAGCCUGGGUAUGAAUCAUGACCCAUCCGUGUUUGCUUCAGCCUUUGGACUCGCCUGAGAUCAGCACGGCCUCUACUGGCAAGCAACCAGCUCCCUGGAGAAUAAGCAAUAAACAACAUUUUAAAGGACUUUUCUUCCACAAGGGCUUUGCCUGUGUGAAUUCCAACAAAAAGCUGACUCCCAAAAGUGUGCAUCCGAUGUGCAGCCCUCCAGAAGACCUCCUGUAACAUUCAUCAAAGAAACCCCAAAUAUAGAAAUAUUACACAGGAACAGAGAUGAUGUGGGCUUUUUUUGUGGCUGAGAGUUCUGAGAGCCCUGUACCAUUAUACCACGGCGUUACAGCUCUGCUUUUUGAAGUAGCCCUGGAAAAAAUGCUCCUACUCUGUUUCUCUAGGGAGGAAAAGCAAGAUCCUCCAGGAUAGUAAAUGGGGCCAGUUCCAUCGAGAGAGCCUGAGUCUCGGCAUCAUCUUGCGGAAGAAGUUCUGACCCAAUGGCUGUGGAUGUGAGGAAGUCACCUUCUGAAGCGUCCCUGAGCGGGGACGGAAUCGAGGGUGAUGGAAGGUGGGACUGUACAGAGAUGGAGACGGACUACCUGGAGCUCACGGACAGCCUGCGACGGCUGCUGGGGACAGAGGAGGCCAGACCCUGCCCGCAGGGGACAGACAGCGUGGCAGUGAGCGGACGUGGUCACCUCGUUGAUGGUGUCACCCAGGGAGGCUCAAGCCACCGCCAAGAAAUGUCAUCAGCAUCUGCACACAGGUCUCCCAGAGCAAGAGCAGGCCUCUCGGAGGCAGAGACGUUAAUUUAUAGAGCUGACGAUGAUGUCGAUGUGCUUUGUCACGUCAGCCGCCGGUUCCUCUCCUCUGGAGAGCCACAGGUGAAGGCAUUGGGCUGCUGGGAGCCCACAUCCAGCCCUCCUAGCUGGCACAGCUUGGCAGAGGAGAACAUCCCUGCGGGCAGGUGGAGCCGAAGGCUGGGAGCUCAGUCCCCAUUGUGCUCCACCCCGGAGCUCCUGCGGCCCCAAACGCCCCCCAGCCCCGCGAGCCCCCUGCGGAGCCGCUCUGCGUCGGGCUUCUCUGCUCUGUCUUCAGAAGAAAACGGCCUCUCCAAAGAGCCAUCCCGAAGCUUGCUGGCCAGCACAGACGUGCCUUCUCCUGCGGCCACCGCCGCCCCGGACCCGUGCCGCCGGUGGGGCGCGGCAGAACAGGGGGUGCUGCGGGCGCACAAGCCCUUCCGUCCUCUGCUGGAUGGCCGCACGACCGCAGAGCGCAUCAGAGAGAUGUCGUCCUACCAAGCCGAUUACUGGGCAUGUGCCAUCCCGGAUUCGUUACCCCCAUCUCCGGACCGUAGUUCACCCCACUGGAACCCCAAUAAAGAGUACGAGGACUUGCUGGAUUAUGCUUAUCCACUAAAGCCAAGAUACAAGCUGGGAAAGAUGCCGGAGCCUUUCCUGCAUGACUCAGGAAUAGGUUUGGACAGCUUUUCUGUUUCCCCCGAGGGGACAUUGAGGUCCACCAGCAUCUACGGCCGAGGUGGGCAGUCCCGGGGCAGCAGGGAGAAUGGAUGCUGGGGGUUCCUGACCCCUGCAGAGAGGUUCUCCACCACAGAGCCUGGAAAAAGAGGCUGCUCAGGAGACGGCUCGUACCGUGAACAUUUACCUACUGCAAAAGCAUCCUCUGCAAAGAGUGAAUCCUACCGUGAAUAUUUACCUAUUGCAAAAGCAUCCUCUGCAAAGAGUGAAUCCUCUCGUACUUCUAGAGGUUUUGCGAAGGAUGUAACGACAGAGUCAGUGGGGACAGAUCCACCUGGCUGCCCUGCUGCAGGUGGGAGAAGCUGGGUUGCCAGGGGAAGCCACUUGCCAAGCUGCAAAGGGCAGGCGGAAAGCACUAAUAGGUUUUUACCUACAACAGGUGUGCUCCCCCUGAGGAAAGAGUGGGAGGGUGACGAAGAAUUUCUCUCCCUGCCUCCGAGACUGCGGGAGCUGGAAAGGCUGGCUCAGUUUUUGUCCAAUCUUUCCUUCACUGUAAGGACGCCUGGGCACGAUCACCGAAACCUUCCACGUCACAGCGACGGCAGGCAGCCCCCUUCAUCCAAAUUGGCUCGUUUUGGAGAAGCGGGUGGCAGGGGUGAAAGGGGGAGUAUUGGGGGUUACUCUGUGCUGUGGCACCCCUGCAGCUCUCAAAAGCCCAGCGGGGAAAACACUGAGUCGUGUGGCCGGAUCCAUAGGGAUCCUCUGCGGGGGCUUCACCUACAGACCAGCCUGGGGGAUGCAUUUGAGGGAACAUACCGAAAAGAACUGCAGGUCAAGAAGAAGAGCCAGCAGAAUGAGUCCCUUGCCCAGUGCAUUAAGAUGUUUUGCUGCCAGCUGGAAGAGCUAAUUCGUUGGCUGUACAACGUCGCCGACAUCACCGACAGCUGGGUCCCAGCCUCGCUGGACACCGAGAGCGUGAAGGCAUCGCUGCACCGCUGCAUGGAGUUCAGGAAAGACGUGGCCGACCACCGGAGCCUGACGGAGAGCGUGCUGGAGCGGGGAGAAGCUCUCCUCGACUGCAUGGCCUCCAAUUCGCCAGCUCUGAAAGACACUCUGGGCCUGAUCGCAAAACAGUCAGAAGAGCUGGAAACCCACGCGGAGCACCUGUACGAGUCCGCUCUGGCUGCCGCGGGUCCCGCGCAGGGCCAGGGCGCGAUGGAGGGCGAGGGGGUGCAGCAGACGGCUGCUCAGUGGGUGCUGCCUGUAUCAGAGCUGGGCUUUGUAAGCCAGUCUCGGGAUGGCUGAGAAGAACCACAGGAAAAACCAAACCACCACCGUCACCUCCAGCAGAUGCCAAAUACAAACCAUGGCUGUUUGGAGUGAGCUGGCCUGGCUGGCUUCAGUGUGUGGUUUCACUUGAGAAAGGCGAGCUGUACAGCAGCUAUUUGGCUGCUGGGGUGUCACACAGAAUCACAGACUCGACUGGGUUGGAAAAGACCUCAGAGAUCAUCAAGUCCAACCCUUGGUCCAACUCCAGUCUAGUUAAUAGUGCUGAUUGCGCUGGGGAAUUUUGCGAGUGAGGAAUGAACAGCUGGCCUUUUUUAAAUUUUGUUUUUUAAUGUAGCUUUUUUAUUGAAGUGACUUGUUCCAUGUAUUAGCAAAACGUCAAGAACACAGUUUUUUAAUCGAGUAAUCCACAGUGUGCCGUGCAACUCACUUCUAAGUAAAGCCGUGUGACUUUAA
Messenger RNA from Columba livia (rock pigeon), 6343 nucleotides. It is a transcript of the gene CEP68, whose product is annotated as centrosomal protein 68. NCBI's taxonomy places the organism in Eukaryota, Metazoa, Chordata, Aves, Columbiformes, Columbidae. Bases 3620 to 5905 code for a protein of 761 amino acids. The transcript is spliced from 9 exons. The record is from RefSeq and is a predicted model, not a curated record.